CUUCUCCCCUUCACCGGCCCGCAGGGAUGGGUGGGCUGGAGAUAACCCAGCCCUGUGUCUGGGGGAGGAUGGGGAAAGGGUCUUGGGCAGCAGCUCGGUGAUUUCUGGGCUCGUCCCUGGUUGCACCCGCUCCAGGGCUGGGGGCUGCUGGCGGAGCCGCGGGGCUCACGGCUCUGCGAGGGCUUAGCGCAUCCCCCCCGGCACAGGGAGACACUGUGUGGUUGGGAUAGAGGAGACGGAGAACAUUAACCCGAGCGCUGAAGGGGAAAAACCGUGUCUUAAAUGGGAAAGGCAAAGCUGAGGAUCCGUCUGCGCCUGCCGCUGCUCUGCUCGCCCCGGGGCACGCAACCCAGGUCCUAACGCUGCCCAGGCCUCCAAAAUGGUCAUGCAAAGACACCACCUCACCCGCGCAGGAAUAGCGUUGGCCCUCUGCCUUCAUCACCUCGUCAGCGCCAUCGAAGUCCCUCUGGAUUCAAAUAUUCAGAGUGAAUUGCCUCAGCCCCCCACAAUCACCAAGCAGUCCGUGAAGGACUACAUCGUGGACCCAAGAGAUAAUAUCUUCAUUGAAUGUGAAGCCAAAGGGAACCCCGUUCCCACUUUUUCCUGGACACGGAACGGGAAGUUCUUCAACGUGGCGAAGGACCCCAAGGUGUCCAUGCGGCGGCGGUCGGGGACGCUGGUCAUCGACUUCCACAGCGGGGGGCGGCCGGAGGACUACGAGGGCGAGUACCAGUGUUUCGCCCGGAACGACUACGGCACUGCUCUCUCCAGCAAAAUCCACCUCCAGGUCUCUAAGUCUCCCCUGUGGCCCAAGGAGAAGGUGGAUGUGAUAGAGGUGGAUGAAGGUGCUCCGCUCAGCCUGCAGUGCAACCCGCCGCCGGGCCUACCUUCUCCCGUCAUCUUCUGGAUGAGCAGCUCCAUGGAGCCCAUCCACCAGGACAAGCGCGUCUCCCAGGGCCAGAACGGCGACCUGUACUUCUCCAACGUCAUGCUGCAGGAUGCCCAGACCGACUACAGCUGCAACGCGCGCUUCCACUUCACCCACACCAUUCAGCAGAAAAACCCCUACACCCUCAAGGUGAAAACCAAGAAACCCCAUAACGAAACGUCUUUACGAAAUCACACUGACAUGUACAGUGCCCGAGGGAUUACGGAAACAACUCCCAGCUUCAUGUAUCCCUACGGGACCUCGAGCAGUCAGAUGGUGCUGAGAGGGGUGGACCUCCUGCUGGAGUGCAUUGCUUCAGGAGUACCAGCACCAGACAUCAUGUGGUACAAGAAAGGAGGCGAGCUCCCAGCAGGCAAAACCAAGCUGGAAAACUUUAACAAGGCUCUUCGUAUCUCCAACGUCUCCGAGGAAGACUCCGGGGAGUAUUUCUGCUUGGCGUCAAACAAGAUGGGCAGCAUCCGCCACACGAUCUCGGUGAGAGUGAAGGCUGCUCCAUACUGGCUGGACGAACCCCAAAACCUCAUCCUGGCCCCCGGCGAGGACGGCCGGCUGGUGUGUCGAGCCAACGGGAACCCCAAGCCUGCGAUCCAGUGGCUGGUGAACGGCGAGCCUAUAGAAGCUUCUCCCCCCAACCCGAGCCGAGAGGUGGCUGGAGACACCAUUGUAUUUCGAGACACCCAGAUCGGCAGCAGUGCUGUGUACCAAUGCAAUGCAUCCAACGAGCACGGCUACCUUCUCGCCAACGCCUUUGUCAGCGUCCUGGACGUGCCUCCACGGAUACUGGCCCCCCGCAACCAGCUCAUCAGGGUGAUUCAAAACAACAGGACCCGACUCGACUGCCCCUUCUUUGGCUCGCCGAUCCCCACCUUGAGAUGGUUUAAGAACGGCCAGGGGAACACACUGGAUGGAGGAAACUACAAGGCACAUGAGAACGGAAGCUUGGAGAUGAACAUGGCUCGGAAGGAGGACCAGGGCAUCUACACUUGUGUGGCUACCAACAUCCUGGGGAAGGCAGAGGCCCAGGUUCGCCUGGAGGUCAAAGACCCAACAAGGAUCGUGAGGGGACCAGAAGAUCAGGUGGUGAAGAGGGGCUCCAUGCCUCGCCUCCACUGCCGCAUAAAGCACGACCCGACGCUGAAACUCACCGUCACUUGGCUGAAAGACGAUGCACCCCUGUACAUGGGAAACAGGAUGAAGAAGGAAGAUGACGGUCUGACAAUAUAUGGCGUGGCUGAGAAGGACCAAGGGGACUACACCUGCGUGGCUAGCACGGAGCUGGACAAGGACUCGGCUAAAGCGUACCUCACCGUACUAGCUGUCCCUGCUAACCGUUUGAGAGACUUACCUAAAGAACGACCCGACCGGCCCCGUGACUUGGAGCUGACAGACCUGGCCGAGAGGAGCGUGCGGCUGACGUGGAUCCCCGGCGAUGACAAUAACAGCCCCAUCACAGACUACAUCGUCCAGUUUGAGGAGGACCGGUUCCAACCUGGCAUGUGGCACAACCACUCCAGGUACCCCGGGAGCGUCAACUCGGCCGUCCUGAGCCUCUCUCCUUACGUCAACUACCAGUUUCGGGUGAUCGCGGUGAAUGAUGUGGGCAGCAGCCUGCCCAGCGUGCCCUCCGAACGCUACCAGACCAACGGGGCACGUCCUGAAAUUAAUCCAACAGGAGUUCAAGGUGCAGGGACCCAAAAAAACAACAUGGAGAUCACCUGGACGCCUCUGAAUGCAACUCAAGCUUAUGGGCCCAACCUCAGGUACAUUGUGAGAUGGAGGCGGAGGGACCCCCGAGGGAGCUGGUACAACGAGACAGUGAAGGCACCGAGGCACGUCGUCUGGAACACACCCAUCUACGUUCCCUACGAGAUCAAAGUGCAGGCAGAGAAUGACUUUGGUAGAGCACCGGAGCCUGACACCGUCAUCGGCUAUUCGGGGGAAGAUUAUCCCAAGGCUGCGCCUACGGAUGUUAGGAUAAGAGUUUUAAACAGCACUGCCAUUGCUCUGACCUGGACCCGAGUGCACCUGGACACCAUCCAGGGACAGCUCAAGGAGUACAGAGCCUAUUUCUGGAGAGACAGUAGUUUGCUGAAGAACCUGUGGGUCUCCAAAAAACGGCAGUAUGUGAGUUUUCCUGGAGACCGAAACCGGGGCAUAGUGUCCCGGCUGUUUCCUUACAGCAACUACAAGCUUGAGAUGGUUGUAACCAACGGGCGAGGAGACGGGCCGCGCAGUGAAGUUAAGGAGUUCCCCACACCCGAAGGAGUGCCCAGCUCCCCCAGGUAUUUAAGAAUCCGACAGCCAAAUCUGGAAAGCAUCAAUCUGGAGUGGGAUCACCCAGAGCAUCCCAACGGAGUCCUCACAGGAUACAACCUUAGAUAUCAAGCCUUUAAUGGAACCAAAACGGGCCGAACCCUGGUAGAGAACUUCUCUCCCAACCAGACAAGGUUCACCCUGCAGCGGACAGACCCCAUCUCGCGCUAUCGCUUCUUCCUGCGCGCACGGACCCAGGUGGGAGAAGGAGAAGCCAUAGUGGAGGAGUCGCCAGCUUUGCUGAACGAAGCCACGCCAACCCCAGCUGCAACUGGGCUGCCUCCAACUACAAUCGGUCUAACCAGUACUACUACAACAACCCCAACUACCACCACCACCGACACAACUACCACAACUACCGACACAACUACCACCGACACAACUACCACCACCACCACCACAGCCGCCACCACUCUACCCGCCACCACCGUCGCAAGCGCUACGGCAGCUACGGAGAGGGCUCCGGCAGCCACCACAAAGCAGGAGUUGGCCACCAAUGGAUCGUUCAUAUGGGACAUAAGAGCUAUGGCUAAUAGUAACUGGGCAAACAUCACCUGGAGCCACAAUUACUCUGCAGGAACUGACUUUGUGGUUAAGUAUAUCACCAGUAACAAGACAGAGAAAUCUAUCCCUGUUAAAGCUCAGACCCCUUCCUCUGUGCAGCUGGCGAAUCUGACGCCGGGAAUGAUGUACAAGCUGUGGGUGUUCCCCAUAUGGUCUAGCCCCAGCGAACACUCGUACAUAACCUUUACCACCAGCUCAGCUUAUACCAAGAAUCACGUGGACAUCGCGACGCAGGGCUGGUUCAUCGGGCUGAUGUGUGCCAUAGCUCUCCUGGUUCUCAUCCUCCUGAUAGUCUGCUUCAUUAAGAGGAGCCGAGGCGGGAAAUAUCCAGUACGAGACAAUAAAGACGAGCAUCUCAAUCCCGAAGACAAGAACGUAGAAGACGGCUCGUUCGACUACAGCGAUGAAGACAACAAACCCCUGCCAAACAGCCAGACCUCCCUGGACGGCACGAUAAAGCAGCAGGAGAGUGACGAUAGCUUGGUGGACUAUGGAGAGGGGGGAGAAGGGCAGUUUAAUGAGGACGGCUCCUUUAUCGGCCAGUACACGGUGAAGAAGGACAAAGAGGAGACCGAAGGCAACGAGAGCUCGGAAGCCACCUCCCCAGUCAAUGCUAUCUACUCCUUGGCAUAGCGCAGUGCACUGAGACCACAACCGGCCCGAGGUGUCUGUAGUGGAUGGGGGUUAAACAACAGCCCCCGCCGCCACUACCUCCAACAGAAACGUGCGAAUGAAAAACCAACCAACGAUGACACACACAAAAAAAAAAAAAAAAAAAAAAAAGAAAAAGCAACAAAAAAAAAAAAAAGAAGGGAAAAAAAAUCCAAGCAAACAGGCAGACCGGGUGGCUGCCAACGCCAUCUUCUCCUUAGCAAACAAGCGAACGGCAAGGACUCGCGGGGCGCGGAUGGGUUGUAGCUGUAGCUGAACUCUGGGCUGAGCCAGAGGGGCUGGAGCAGGAGCGGGAUGCUCGGGAUGCACCCCCAGCUCCGGGGCUGGCCCCGGCGCCCAGAGCCAGCCCGGGGGGACCACCGCGGGCUCAGCCGCCCAGGCUCCCCGAGGCCCUUUUUGUUCUUUUGGGAGGCAGGUCAAAAAUUCUUCUUUUUAAUCUUUACAGGAAGGUUCCAGAUAAGAGGGGGAGGGGAAAAAAAAAUAGAGAGUUUUGGGAAGCAAAGAGGGGUGAGCGAGGCCUGGGCAGAGUAGCAAGAGCAACGUAAGUGCAUGAAAGGAGGAAAGUGGUGGAUCUUUGGGUAAUGACACAACGGCACCGUAUUACCGAGAUGUCCAUCCUCACAGCAGCAUCCCGGCCAUAGCCUCUCCCAAACCAGGCAACCUCCUUCCCGGGAGAUCAAGCAGCACCUCUGCAGGGAAGAGCAGGUCCCACCACUUCCCUCAGCACCGUAACUCGCAUCAGUGCUGAGGCUCCAUGGUCCAUCCCCGCUGUGAAGCCCAUGGAGGGGGUCACCGGAGCAUCCUCAGAGGACAAGAGGUUGCAGAAGAGCUUGUGGGAUUUGUGGAAGGACAGUCAGGUACCGCUCGCCCUCCGAGCCCAGGACAACAGCAUCGCUUGCCUGGGUCACUGCAGGCAAACCAUUUUGGUUUAGUAUUUGCUUUGUAAGAAUCUGGGGGGAAACCACCCCCAGACCCCACACCUGCUUUCUUUUAAAGGCAACUCCAUAAAUCUUAUGUAGCAAAGAGGGAGUGGAAGCAGGACCAGUAUUAACGUAGGAUGAGGGGACCAGAAAUCACUUAUUUUUUACAAAAAAAAAAAAAAAAAAAAAAUCAGAGCGACCCAGUUGUGACGAGAAGCACCCGCUGGGAUCGGGGGGAGGAUCACCUGCACCACAGCUCGAACGGUCCAGGGACACGUGUCCCUCAGGGGACGCACAGCGGGAGGGCAGGACCCGAGGUCCACGUCUCCCCCAGGCACCGGAGAUGAGCCAGAUCGACAGUGUUUUCCACUAAACUCCCCUCCUCAUUUCUGACAGUGGCCUUUCCCCCCUCCAUCAAUCAGCCUGAGCGAGACCCUUCCGCACCGGGGACUCCCCUCCGCUCUCUUAUUUACAUAUCAAGACAACACGCGAUUUAAGUUAACCCGUUAACGCACUGUAACAACGCGUCUCGGAUAGGAGUGCUCCUUCACAUGCCUUACACAGCUUCGAACUUCCCAUGAAGUUUAAUAAACUGAUACGAUUCCCCCCCCACCGCUUCCGCGCCCCUAACGCGACGGUCUUCGAUCCGCCAGACUAGUAGGAGUAGGAUGCCUGGGCAGCUCUCCCAGCUGAGACAGCAUGGAUCAUCGUAGAAGGUAGAAUUUUUAUAAUAGACAGUCCUUAGUGGCCGACGCCAUGUGUAUUCUCCCACUUCCUGCACUUUUGAAACCAAAGGUACCUUCGCUGAGAGAGAUCGGAUUUCUUCGGACCGUUUCCCAGACGGCCAACGACGUUAGGAUGGAUUUUUCUUUCAUUUCUUUUUCUAAAGGAGGAUGACGUUGUUCAGCAUAAUGGAUUAAAUGCAAUAGGAUUAAUGCAAUUAUUCUUUGAGCUUUCAAGCUGGUUUGCUACGAAGACGUAUCGCUAACAAGAAUACUUCUACUAAUAUGGAUUGUUGAGAUGGACUUUGCCACACUCUUUAAGCUGCUAACGGCACAACUAUCCUGCGCUUCGGGGAAGAGCCCGGACCCGGUCAGCACCCGCGGGGCACCUACUGCUGGAUCACACGGAGAAAAGAGGAGAGCGCUGGAUGCAAAGCACACAGCACAGGAGUUCCGGGCACCAUAUGAGCCAAGGAGGGUGUAAGGCUGGUGCCACCAGGCAGAGGAGCCCCCUAGAGCUGGGGGCGCUCCUGCCACCCCAGGGCAGCGCAGGGAUGUCCCCGCUCCUGCCCACCUGCUGGGAUCCGCCAUCCAUGUCAUCUCGCAGGGUGGGAGCCACACGUCUUGCUCCGUUACCGUCGGUGUAAAUGCAUUCCUGCAACAAGCCUACUUCUACUGCUGCCGAUCCGGCUUAAGGAGAGCAUCUCCCAGCCCAUUCCCAGGACGCGCAGCAAUUGCAUUCGGUUUCUAAGCAAACACACCAGGCCAAACGUAGCGCAGCCCUCGGUGACGGGGAUAAGCGCUCCCCAAGCCUACGGCUGUCCUUACGAUGAGAGUUGGCGCGACUUCUUGCCCAAGCACUGGUGGAAACGAGGAGAGAAAGAAACUACAGCCUCCGCUGCCGGAGCCGGGCAUCAGCAUUCGCACCCAGCACACCGGAGCCUCGCCGCUUCGUGGACCAACCGCUAACGGGGGACCACAAGACCCUCAGCUCCCACCGACACCUCCAAACCUCAAGAAAGUUGGUCAGGCGUUACUGGAAGCAGGGCGGUCCGUGUCGUGUAUCUGUAUUACGUGCCAUUUGUAUUAAAGCCUGUAUUUCUGUCCUGUCGCGAACCACCAUUUUACUGCGCAAACCUCUUCGCAUCCGUUUGGAAACGGAGAAGCGUUUCCCCCUGUAGCUUUGCAGCAUGUGCCCCACAGCACGUGUUGGCAAGCGGGGAGGGAAGGAGCCAGACCCAGCCCAGCUAGCCCUGUCCUAGCCCCAAAAAGUCUCGCAAAAGCCAUUAGUCUCCUACCACCACCUUACUUUAACCAGAAGAGGAAGGAGAUGUCCGCAGAGGGCCCAGUGGACAAAACGGCUCGGUGUAAGCUACUGGGAGUCUUGUAUUGGCUUGGUGUAAAAACUGCUCAAAUAUUAUAAGGUAAAGUUAAAAUUUUAACAUUUAUUUGAAACUUCCCCUCGAGUUUUGGAGCCCAAAGAAAAUUGUCGCUAAGUUCAAAACUCAACACGAGCUUAACGUUUUCUACUCCCUUUAGCAAGGGCUCAGUAGGUGUUUGCAGGUGCGGUUACUGCAUGGCGGGGAGCAGAGCCCUCGCUGGCUCCCACCGCCAAAACCACCGCAGCUCUGACGGGGCGACCCCACACCACCCCAAAACCGCAUUCGCCCCCCAGAACCAGCCAGGGCCAGGCUGCACCCGCCCCGCGGCCACGCUUCUGCUGAGCGAGUGUCCUCUGAGCUCUGGGAGAUGGACGGAGACCCCGCACGCGGACCGGUGGUGCCGAGGGGUCUUGCCCGCCCGUCUCUGCCUGUUUGGGUGCGUGCCAUGCUGGUGGCCUGUCCCCAGUGUCCCCCACAGGAGCUGCUUUGCUUCUCCAUCCCUAGCUGUCCCUGUCCGGAGGGGACAGGACAGUCACCUCGGCUCCCACUACCUACAGCGUAACCCCCAGGGCCGGCAGAGAUGCUCGGGGGAGCCCCGUAUCCGCCACCCUCUGCUCGAAGGGCAGGACCCCUCCGAAGGGGUCGGUCUCCAUCACAGGGGCGACCGUCCCUCUCUGGGACCCGCACAGCCUCUCUGGAGCAGGGCAAACUUCCACCUUUUCCUUUGCAGAAGAUACGUCUUCCUAAAGGGUUUAAAUUAAGGGCCAACGCUUAAUAAAUAAAUAAAUAAACAGAAGAGCCAGCCCCAAAAUCAAGUGCUCUCAGAAGCCGGGGGGAAAAGCAGUUUGGAUCCAACUCCCAACUUGCAAAUUUGAGCCUGUUUCUAAAACGCGCUGAGCCAAAACCUCGUCCAUGUUCUGGAGGCGGAUCCAGACUCUGCCGGCUGCAUCGGAGCCCAGGGAGACAGCCCGUCCCUCCCGGACGCCUUCUGCUCUUUGGAGCCCCGCACGUGUACGGCAGCGGAUACAAACCACAGAGGCGCAAGCGUGGGGUCCGAGAGGACAGUUGCCACAGUUACGUGAUCUCGAGGGGGCUGCUGUUCUCCCCGAAGUGAUGUUGCAGUAAAGACAGAAAAGCAGCGGGGAAAAAUCAAGUUUUGUUACGGGCCUGGAAAUCCUGCUCACGGAAACACCAUCGGUCUGUCCUGUCCUGACGUCCCCUCAACACGCCCCCUGCCAGCAUUGCCUUCUCGCAGACGCCAGCCCCCGAGCCCGCGUGCUGCGGUCUCUUCGGACCCCAAGCGAUCGACCAGCCGAUGAGGAGCCGCGGGUCGUGCCGCCGGGGGAGCGGGACGGGUGCGAGGGCAGAGCCGCGCAGCAUCGCCCGCCGCCGGAGCCCAGCCCCUCGCCGUGCCUUAGCUGGCAUGCAGCCCUCGCCCCGGCCCUGCCGCCACGUCCCCGCGCCUCUCCUCGCUGUCACCGAGUCCCAGCGGAGCCGCGAGUUCAACCUGCAACUUAACGUCCGUCGUACCAGGCUUCAUUGUGUACUAGCAGCAAACGGUUUCAGUUAAGCAAUAAAGAGAAACAAACCUUGUUAAAAAACAACAAAAAAAAAAAAAAAAAAAAAAGAGAGAGAGAGAGAGACCACGUUCUAUUUCUUGCACUAAGACCUGUUUUAUUAACGGGAAUUAACGAUGCUUUUCUGGUCCUAACAAAGCCCCCACCGCAUCCGUAGCUCCCCUUGCCCAGCAGCGCCUGUCUCUCCACGUCCUUCGCAAGUGGGCAUCGGGCUUUGGUUGUCAAACGCCGUCUAAACCCCGUGUCAAACCCGCGGAGCAGGCUCCUUCCUCUGCAGUACGGAGUUCUACGUGUUCGUUCCUCCUGCUCACGUCAGAAAGAAAAGUAUUGGACUCUUCUGUUUUUCUUUAAUUUGUAAAUAUAUUGCCAGCCAUCCAUCCUCUCUGUAAAACCUCCUGGUUGUUCUAAAGUAUUCUAUGUAUUUAUUUGCCUUUUUUUUUCUUUUUUUUUAAAAAAAAAAGCAAAAAAACCAACACCUUUGCGUUAACCCACUUGUUCCAAUGAGAAAUGUAUAGCUGAAGCUGUAAAAGCAACAGUUUACAGCGAGAAGAUUUACAGACUAGAGAAAAAAAAAAAUGUUUAAUAUAAGGACUUAUAAACCGACUGCAUGAGAGAUGAAAGAAGGCCAAAAUACUCAGAUAUCAUUUUUUUUGAAUCACUGUAAAAAAAGAAAAGACUGGAUUUUUUUGUAUAGAGAACACUA
Messenger RNA from Chroicocephalus ridibundus (black-headed gull), 9802 nucleotides. RefSeq names its product neurofascin (gene NFASC). The transcript is spliced from 32 exons. Gene Ontology annotation, biological process: axon guidance; brain development; cell-cell adhesion. Gene Ontology annotation, cellular component: axon; plasma membrane. Gene Ontology annotation, molecular function: cell-cell adhesion mediator activity. The record is from RefSeq and is a predicted model, not a curated record. NCBI's taxonomy places the organism in Eukaryota, Metazoa, Chordata, Aves, Charadriiformes, Laridae. The coding region runs from base 380 to 4459 and encodes 1359 amino acids.